Messenger RNA from Lasiosphaeria miniovina, 501 nucleotides. RefSeq lists its product as uncharacterized. The record is from RefSeq and is a predicted model, not a curated record. Bases 1 to 501 code for a protein of 166 amino acids. The transcript is spliced from 3 exons. NCBI's taxonomy places the organism in Eukaryota, Fungi, Ascomycota, Sordariomycetes, Sordariales, Lasiosphaeriaceae.
AUGCCCCUCCUCUCUAGGCUUCGUCCCGAAGCCAACGACUGCUGGCGACCGGGAGCUCUGGCACCCCUUCUUCUUCGAGGUUUCUGGAGUCCUAACACGCCUCCCAAUCGAAAUAGCGGGGAAGAAGCCAUCUCCCUGGACGAGGAGGCUGCUGCCCUACAAGCUGCGGCGGCCGCGAAAUUUGCCGAAAGGAGCGCCGCUGCUGCCGCCGAGUUUGCCGCGGAGAGCGCCGCUGCUGCCGAAAAGAGCAGGCUUGCGACCGCCCGUCGCCGACGGGUCCACCGCCAGCGUGUCGCCUUUCAAGCCAAAAUCUCGAGACUCGUAGCCCACGAGGAUGCCGCUGUCGCGGAGCUGGAAGAGGAGGAGCGGCUCGAGCCCCUGGCGGCCCCCGAGGCGGCACCCCCCGUAUCGCUCUUCUCCACCGAUUGGGGAGCGGUAGACAUUGACCAAGCGCUGGCCUUUGGCUCCCCCGAGCCCUUGCCUUCCCUUUUUUCGGGCUAG